Molecule: messenger RNA, 2701 nt
Organism: Dicentrarchus labrax (European seabass)
Lineage: Eukaryota; Metazoa; Chordata; Actinopteri; Moronidae
Gene: vrk2
Product: VRK serine/threonine kinase 2
Exons: 14
Coding region: 162-1757 (531 amino acids)
Biological process (GO): signal transduction; peptidyl-serine phosphorylation
Cellular component (GO): cytoplasm; nucleus
Molecular function (GO): protein serine/threonine kinase activity; ATP binding
Source: RefSeq, a predicted model, not a curated record
UGGCUGAGGCGUAAGGUUGAGGAAGUGCAGCGGUUGUGUUUCACUCCGGCCGGUCGGCGCUAACUGAGGGAACUUUAGGGGACUUACGACAGAUUAUCCAGAUGUUUCUCUACCCACAACUCAACUGACGACGUCCGGCUCGGAUUCCCUUCGCAGUUUUCAUGGCGCCGCCGAGAAAGAGGGCGCUACCCAAACCGCUCCCAGAGCACUUCGUACUGACGGACGCCGAGAAGAAGGAAUGGAGGCUGGGGAAAAUGAUUGCUCAAGGUGGCUUCGGACUCAUCUAUCUCGCCUCCCGGGAUGUGCACAGACCUGUUGCAGCAGACACCGACUUUGUCAUUAAAGUGGAGUACCAGGAGAACGGCCCCCUGUUCUCCGAGCUCAAGUUCUACCAGAGGGCAGCCAAACCGGAGAGCAUGCAAAAAUGGAAGAGAAGCAGGAAACUGGACUUCCUGGGCAUCCCAGCGUACUGGGGAUCCGGGCUUGCUGAAUAUAAUGACCUCAGGUAUCGCUUCAUGGUCAUGGACCGACUCGGCAGUGACCUGCAGAAAGUCUGCGAUGACAACGGAGGUCGACUGAAGAAGGCCACCGUGCUCCAGCUUGGACAAAGAAUGGUGGACGUGCUGGAGUACAUUCACGAGAACGAGUACGUCCAUGCAGACAUUAAAGCUGCCAACCUCAUGCUUGGUCACAGAGACCAUCAACAGGUCUACCUAGCAGACUACGGGCUGUCCUACAGAUACUGCCCCGAUGGAGUCCACAAAGAAUACAAAGAAAACCCCAAGAAGGGCCACAAUGGAACCAUCGAGUACACCAGCCUCGACGCCCACAAAGGACUCGCUCCAUCCAGACGUGGUGACCUCCAGAUUUUGGGUUUUUGUCUUCUUCACUGGUUAUGCGGUUCUCUGCCGUGGAACAAAGUUCUCAAGAACCCAACUCAGGUCCAGGAGGCCAAGGCCAGACUGAUGGAUAAUCUGCCAGACUCUGUCCAGCGGCUCUCUGUGAGCGGAGCCAGCACAGACGAGGUGGCUGCGUUCCUCCUGUAUGUGAAGACUCUGGGCUACCAGGAGAAACCGGACUACCAGCGCCUCAAAGCGCUGCUGACCGGUGUUGUCACGGGAACUCUUGACUUCUCCGUACCUCAAAGACCUGCAGGGGCGUCAACUGCCAAGGUACAAGAUCCCCCCACCAGGGAAAAGAAAGCAGCCAGAGGGUCCUCCAAAGCCUCGGCUGCGGCCGCAGAGGAAGAGGAAGAGGAGAGCAUGAAGUCUAAACCAGUGCCAGCUCACUACAUAAGAGGACCCCCCCUCGCUAAACCUCAGUAUGAAGAAGAUGACAGUGAAGAGGAGGAGGAGGAGGAGGAUGAGGAUGAUGAGGAUGAGGCCAGACCCAGACCUAUUCCUGCAUGCUACCUGAGAGGCCCUCCAAUAGGCCCCAGAGCUCCGUCCAAACAGAAAGGUGAACCCACGAGGAACGCCAGGAAGUCAAACAACUUCACGGUGACCUCAGAGAGACAGGAAGUCCGCCCGCAGAGGAGAAAACCAGACUGCGACCAAGUGCACCCGGAGUUCAGGGGAAGAUGGGAUGAGAGGCCGCUCCUCUACAGUCGCCGCCAGUCGUACGAGAGCAGCUCCAGUGGGCGGAGUCCAGAACAGGAAGCUGGCCCCACGCAGAAGAACGGACUGUUGAGCUGGUUCGUCUGCGCGGGCGUCUUCUUCGUCUUGGGCACCGCUUUUGGAGCCAAUUUAAAUCACUGAGGAAAACAUAAAAACCAGUCUGUUUGUUCCCUGAUUUGGAGGCGGAGCCACUUCUCAGGACUUCUGGGCCGCCAUUUUCACCGUGAUGGGCUGGAACAGAAGGAGAAUGGAUUAUUACAGUUGCUUUAUUGGCGGCGGUCAGUCAGUGCGAGGUGCACACGUACCUUGCUGCAGUAAGGACACUCUCCAAACACAAUGCUGAAGCUCUGCCUGCUGGAGGGGAGCGCCCGCAGCCACUGGAGGGAGGAAGGGGGAGACUCAAAUGAAUAGCUUGGAUCCGACGCACACUUCAGAGCUACAUUCAGGAGCUUUUAUGUGGAACUGUUCAGCUUCCUCCUGCCGCUUCUUCUAAUCUGGCUUUAAAAGGAGAUGUGUGUGUGUGUGUGUGUGUGGACACGGAGGGUAUAGAGAGGCAGAGGGAGCUUGUUUCCUCUGUGUGUGUCAUCAAACUACGUUUACAUGCACACAAUAUUCCUGUUUUUGCCCUUAUUCCAAAAAAAGACAAUAUUCCUACUAGGGCUUCCCCCCAGUGAGCAGUGCGACUCCUCAGUGACUGACGGCCGCAGAAAAACACAAAAACAUCAUCAACCUUUUCUCCUGUAACCAUAUUUUAACUGUACUAGCUGCUAUUAACUAGUUAGCAUCUAUUAGCUGACUGUACCAGGACAGAGGGAGUUUAAACACUACCAGCACGGGGCAAAUAUGACAAUAUAUGAAUAUUGUCAUAUUUGGAAUAAUGGUGGAACAUUAAUGUGCGUUUAAACAGUCCAUCAGCACUGAAAACAUCUGAAACAUCACUUCAACUUUACAGCAGCAACACGUUUCUGUCUUUGAGCUGAUUCAUUUUUAUCUGUUAAUGAAUGAAAUUCACUGUCUGCAUUCAGAUGAGUCAUGUUGCUGUAUUAUUUUACUCAAACACACCAAAUAAAUAUUUUGCACAAUCA